Linderina pennispora is the source of this 408-nucleotide messenger RNA. RefSeq lists its product as uncharacterized. The record is from RefSeq and is a predicted model, not a curated record. The coding region runs from base 106 to 381 and encodes 91 amino acids. Lineage: Eukaryota; Fungi; Kickxellomycota; Kickxellomycetes; Kickxellales; Kickxellaceae. The transcript has a single exon.
CUGCGCGCAUUGUUGCCAGGACGCAGUGGCGGCGCCAUCUUUCUUUUUCUGUUUCGCAAGGACCAGUGGCGGAUAAUGCAAUAGCAGUCUGCGUUUGUCUGGAAAAUGGCCGCAACCUGUGCUCUACUACUACAGUUGCUGCUGCUGCUGCUGCUGCUGUCACCGCUGCUGUUGUCACCGCUGCUGUCGCUGUUGCUGCUCCUACCUGUGCGUGAAUCCAGCCCAAGCCCAAGCACAAUGCCACAAAGGAAAAUCGGACACUUAUUAUCAGGCAAGAAGGGGACCUGCUGUUUGCAAUGCUGUUUUGUUGGAGCGACUGCUUUUGGCGUGCGGUGCUGGGAGUGCAGAAAGCAAACGCGGUCUCAAUUGUGCAUUCAGUGACGACAUGCGGUCCAGAUGACCCAGCGG